AUUUACACUAAAAACAGAAUGAAUUCGUAUUUCAUUGGCCUAACUGUCAGCUUUGAUCAAAAAUUUAGCUGGCUGGAUGGAACCCCAGUGAACUAUGUAGCCUGGGCCCCAAAUGAACCCAACUUUGCAAAUAAUGAUGAAAACUGUGUGGUCAUGAACAAAGAUUUUGGCUUUUGGAAUGACAUAAACUGUGGUAUUAGAAAUGCCUUUAUCUGUGAAAGGCACAACCGUUCUACUCACUCAGAAUUUGCUCCAAUAGCACCUUCUCCUCUGGGAGGAUGUCCUGAAACCUGGCUUUUGUUUAAUAAUAAG
Messenger RNA from Terrapene triunguis (Three-toed box turtle), 312 nucleotides. RefSeq names its product macrophage mannose receptor 1-like. The transcript has 3 exons. Gene Ontology annotation, molecular function: signaling receptor activity. The annotation marks the transcript as partial. NCBI's taxonomy places the organism in Eukaryota, Metazoa, Chordata, Testudines, Emydidae. The record is from RefSeq and is a predicted model, not a curated record.